AAUUUUGCCAAUCAACGAUCUGUUCCUUAUCAAAUGGGUCACUCAUUGGUCAGUUAUGGCCAAAUUGGUGGCACCAAUAGAUAAUGGGAAAACUCAGCAUAAUGUGCAAUCCAAAGUUAGUGUGCUAAGGUUUUUGAGUUGCACGUGGUAUUUGUACGGUAGUGUUUCAUAGCUAGUGUUGUGUGUUGUGGAUUUAGAAGUCGUCAGGGUAAAGUGAUAUUGAAAUGGCUCGUACUAAACAGACUGCUCGUAAAUCUACUGGAGGAAAAGCACCUCGUAAGCAGCUAGCCACGAAAGCUGCAAGAAAAAGUGCACCAUCUACUGGUGGUGUGAAGAAGCCUCACAGAUACAGGCCCGGAACUGUAGCUCUGCGUGAGAUCCGUCGUUACCAGAAGUCAACUGAAUUGUUGAUCAGAAAAUUACCAUUCCAGAGACUAGUCAGAGAAAUAGCCCAAGACUUCAAAACUGACCUCCGUUUUCAAAGUGCUGCUGUUGGAGCUUUGCAAGAAGCGAGUGAAGCAUAUUUGGUCGGACUGUUUGAAGACACAAAUCUGUGCGCUAUCCACGCUAAACGUGUAACCAUCAUGCCUAAAGACAUCCAGCUGGCUCGACGAAUCCGUGGUGAACGAGCCUAAACACUGAGAAUAUUUUAUGUACAACUUUUCAUCUUUAAGUGUAAAGGCAUCAAUCAGUUCUUUUUUAAAAAUUUAUAACUUUUUUUUUAAAAUGGCAGCCGAAAGUACAAGUAAUAUGUUAAUUUUGGUCACAGAACUGUUAAAUUGUAGGUAGCUUUACAUUUAUUUUAACAUGCAUAAUAUCUCUUUGUCAUUGUGUAAAACAAGUUUAAAGGUUUCUUUUGGAAAAUGUCAGAAAAAAGUUUAAUCACUUGCGUUUAAGUCCGUGUUAUAUACAUUGCUUCGUCAGCAUUGUAACAUGUGUCAGUCACUUCUCAUAUCAAUAUUUCCUAUGGUUUAAAAAUUUUUCAUGCAGAUAUUUACUUUUGUAAAGAUUAGUUUGUAUUCAAAUAAAUGAUUACAUUCGAAA
Messenger RNA from Stegodyphus dumicola, 1044 nucleotides. Its product is annotated as histone H3.3A. Gene Ontology annotation, cellular component: nucleosome. The record is from RefSeq and is a predicted model, not a curated record. NCBI's taxonomy places the organism in Eukaryota, Metazoa, Arthropoda, Arachnida, Araneae, Eresidae. Gene Ontology annotation, molecular function: DNA binding; structural constituent of chromatin; protein heterodimerization activity.